GGGCGCGGGGGCGGGGCUCGAGGCGCUCGCGGCUGCUGCCUGGGAGGGAGGCCGGGCAGGCGGCUGAGCGGUGCAGCUCUCAACCUGACGGGGAAGUGGCCCGGGCGGCAGCGGCUGAUUGCCCCAGAGCGGGCGCACGGAUCGACGGACCACGGAGGCGGGGGCUGGGAGUGGAGCCGGGCGACCGUGAGCGCGAGCCGGUCAGGCUCAGCGUCGGCCACUCUAUCGGUCCGCUGAAUGAAGUGCCCGCCCCGCCGCUGAGACAGGAGCCGGGUGCUUUCCCCGCAAGAUGGACGGUUUCGCCGGCAGCCUCGAUGAUAGUAUUUCUGCUGCAAGUACUUCUGAUGUUCAAGAUCGCCUCUCAGCUCUUGAGUUACGAGUUCAACAACAAGAAGAUGAAAUCACUGUGUUAAAGGCAGCUUUGGCUGAUGUUUUGCGACGCCUUGCAAUUUCUGAAGAGCAUAUAGCCUCAGUGAAAAAAUCUGUCCCAAGUAAAGGCCAGCCAGGCCUUCGAGAAGCUAUUUCGAUGUCCUGUAUUACCAAUGGAAGUGGUGCAAACAGAAAACCAAGUCAUACCAGUUCUGUCUCAAUUGCGAGGAGAGAAACGCUUUCAUCUGCUGCUAAAAGUGGUACAGAAAAAAGGAAAGAAAAACCACAAGGACAGAGAGAAAAAAAAGAGGAAUCUCAUUCUAAUGAUCAAAGUCCACAAAUUCGAGCAUCACCUUCUCCCCAGCCCUCUUCUCAGCCUCUCCAAACACACAGACAAACUCAAGAAAGCAAGAAUUCUACUCCCACCAAAAGCAUAAAGCGACCAUCAACAGCUGAAAAAUCACAUAAUUCAUGGGAAAAUUCAGAUGAUAGUCGUACUAAAUUAUUGAGGGCAGUUUCUUCAUCAAAGUUGAUAUCAAAAGUUAUAAAAAAUACAGACAAACAUAAAGAUGUCAUCAUCAACCAAGAAGGAGAAUAUGUUAAAAUGUUUAUGCGAGGUCGGCCAAUUACAAUGUUUAUUCCUUCUGAUGUUGACAACUAUGAUGACAUCAGAACAGAAUUGCCUCCUGAGAAGCUCAAACUGGAGUGGGCAUAUGGUUAUCGAGGAAAAGACUGUCGAGCUAAUGUUUACCUUCUUCCUACUGGGGAAAUAGUUUAUUUCAUAGCAUCAGUCGUAGUACUAUUUAAUUAUGAGGAGCGAACUCAACGACACUACCUGGGUCAUACAGACUGUGUGAAAUGCCUUGCUAUACAUCCUGACAAAAUUAGGAUUGCAACUGGACAGAUUGCUGGAGUGGAUAAAGAUGGAAGGCCUCUGCAACCCCAUGUCAGAGUGUGGGAUUCAGUUAGUCUAUCCACACUGCAAAUUAUUGGACUUGGAACCUUUGAGCGUGGAGUAGGAUGCCUGGAUUUUUCCAAAGCAGAUUCAGGUGUUCAUUUAUGUGUUAUUGAUGACUCCAAUGAACAUAUGAUUACUGUGUGGGAUUGGCAGAAAAAAUCUAAAGCAGCAGAAAUAAAGACAACAAAUGAAGUUGUUUUGGCUGUGGAGUUUCAUCCAACAGAUGCAAAUACCAUAAUAACAUGUGGUAAAUCUCAUAUUUUCUUUUGGACAUGGAGUGGCAAUUCACUAACAAGAAAACAGGGAAUUUUUGGGAAAUAUGAAAAGCCAAAAUUUGUGCAGUGCUUGGCAUUCUUAGCGAAUGGAGAUGUUCUUACUGGCGACUCAGGUGGAGUCUUACUUAUAUGGAGCAAAACUACUAUAGAACCCACACCUGGGAAAGGACCUAAAGGUGUUUAUCAGAUCAGCAAACAAAUCAAAGCUCAUGAUGGCAGUGUAUUCACACUUUGUCAGAUGAGGAAUGGGAUGUUAUUAACUGGAGGAGGGAAAGACAGAAAAAUAAUUCUGUGGGAUCAUGUUCUGAAUCCAGAAAGAGAAAUAGAGGUUCCUGAUCAAUAUGGAACAAUCAGAGCUGUAGCAGAAGGAAAGGCAGAUCAAUUUUUAGUAGGCACUUCAAGAAACUUUAUUUUGCGGGCAACAUUUAAUGAUGGCUUCCAAAUAGAAGUACAGGGUCAUACUGAUGAGCUUUGGGGUCUUGCCACACAUCCCUUCAAAGAUUUGCUCUUGACGUGUGCUCAGGACAGACAAGUGUGCAUGUGGAACUCAGUGGAACACAGGCUGGAGUGGACCAGGCUUGUAGAUGAACCAGGACACUGUGCUGAUUUUCAUCCAAGUGGCACAGUGGUGGCCAUAGGAACGCACUCAGGCAGGUGGUUUGUCCUAGAUGCAGAAACUAGAGACCUAGUUUCUAUCCACACAGAUGGAAAUGAGCAGCUCUCUGUGAUGCGAUACUCCUUAGAUGGCACCCUGCUGGCUGUAGGCUCUCAUGACAACUUUAUUUACCUCUAUGCAGUCUCAGAAAAUGGAAGAAAAUAUAGCAGAUAUGGAAAGUGCACUGGACAUUCCAGCUAUAUCACACACCUUGACUGGUCUCCAGACAAUACAUACAUAAUGUCUAACUCAGGAGACUAUGAGAUAUUGUACUGGAACAUUCCAACUGGCUGCAAACUAAUCAGGAAUCGAUCAGAGUGCAAGGACAUCGAUUGGACAACAUAUACCUGUGUACUAGGCUUUCAGGUUUUUGGUGUAUGGCCAGAAGGAUCCGAUGGGACGGACAUCAAUGCACUCGUGCGAUCCCACAACAGGAAGGUGAUAGCUGUUGCUGAUGACUUUUGCAAAGUCCAUCUGUUUCAGUAUCCCUGCUCCAAAGCAAAGGCUCCCAGUCACAAAUACAGUGCCCACAGCAGCCAUGUCACCAACGUCAGCUUUACUCAUAAUGACAGUCACCUGAUUUCAACCGGUGGGAAAGACAUGAGCAUCAUUCAGUGGAAACUUGUGGAGAAGUUAUCUUUGCCUCAGAAUGAGGUUGUAGCAGAUACUACUCUAACCAAAGCCCCCAUCUCUUCCACUGAAAGUACCGUGCAUGCUGAUACUCCCACACCACCUCCUUCCCAGUCCUUAAAUGAGACAGUUGAAGAAGAAAGCAGAAUAAGCAAUUCACCCACACUUCUGGAAAACAGCCUGGAACACACUGUGGAACCCAGUGAAGAACACAGUGAGGAGCAAAGUGAAGAAGGCAGUGAAGACCUCGGCGAGCCUGCUUAUGAAGAGCCAGCCAAUGAACUGAGUGAGGAGCAGAGUGAAGCAGCUCUUACUGAAGAUGAGCAAGAUUCCUCACCUCUAUCCUAACUGCAGGACUUCAGCACAACUGUCUUUCUCCUUCACCUGCAUGUGAUCUUGUGAUAAAGUUCAGCUAACAGGCCGGAAAGUGAUAGAAAAUCACUGUUGAUUGAGAUUUUAGUUUCCAUGUCAUCUGUUGUCUUUAAUAGUCAUCUUCAGUCUCCAUGCAGCCGGCCUCAAGGUUCAGUUUGGUUGGUGAGAGUUGAAAAUUAACCAAACUUCACAGUAGGAAAAAACAAACAUUAAUUAUUAUGUCUCAGAAAUUACUGUGUAUGUAAGUGGUAUCGUGUAAAUACUGGAAACAAAAACAGCAGUUGUAUUGAUUUAAAAUAGACCACUUGUUAUCUGAACCUGUUUUCUUCAGGAACAACCCGGAGGCAUCACAAACACUGUUACUCAUCUACUGGCUCAGGCUGUGCUACCAUUUUUCCCCCUGAUGUACAAAAAAGAAAUCAGAAAAAAACAAAAUUGCUCUGAGAUAUCCUUUCAUCCCCAAGUGUCUGGUGUAAAUUUUUUAAUUAAGAAAAAUUUCAGUAUUGCCAACCACAAUGGUGUUGCCUUCUUGGAUAAUGAUGACAUUUUCCUACACUACCAGUAGCUGUCCAGAUGUGCUUGUUAGUCUACUAUAUCGGUGCUGCCUUUCUUAAGUCACAAUGAGGAACAGUUCGUUUCAUCUAAGAACUAAGAAAGCAAUGGUUUGUUAAAGAGCUUUUAAUGUAUAUUAAGUCACUGAUACUCAGAAAUAAGUGAUUCCUCCAAGGAUUCCUUUACUGGCCUAACAUUUUCAAAUGUUUGGUAUUCAAGUGAGUGGAAGAAGAAAAACCGCAUGCCUAUAAAACUAAACUGUAAUAAUCACUUGGCUAAUUUUAGUUUAGCCUUCUAAUUUGUCCCUUUGAUAAGAGAAACAUAAGUACAGUAAGUUUAAAUGAUAGAACUGGUGCUUGAAAUUUAUUGGUUUAGUUGUAAUUUUUAUACAGAUUAAUUAUAUUGAGAUAAAAUACUCAACAAAUUGCAGAUUCUUUUUUAUAAAGUGAGUAACAGUCACAGUAGUUUUUUAUAAACUGCAUACUUAACAGACUUGCUACAUACAGUAAUUUCCUCUGGUAGAAUUGCUAUGCCUUGCGAGUCUAACGUGGCUAUCCUCUGCUGUUUUCGGUAAUGCAUGUAUCAUUAUGCAUUGGAUAGCUGGGUUUUUUUUUAAAGUUUUGUCAGACAACUGUUUUUCUUAUGUAUUUCCUACUAUAAAAAUAAUUACUGACAAAUAUGCAUUUCCUAUACUUGUUUGUACUUUUGAGUAUAAAAAAACUUCAUUUUGAAUUUAUUUUUUAACUUGCUACAUUGUUUUGAUAUUUUUUCUUUGGUUAGGUUAUGUUUAGAAACUUUGGAUGAGUUCAGAAGUCUUAAGUAUGCAAGUGUUUACUGAUUGUGCCAUUCCAAAGUGCAACGGAACUGUCAUUCCCUUCUAGUAUCUUCUCAGGAGUAAUACAAAUCAGGUAUUUCAUCAUCAUUUGGUAAUAUACAAACUCCAGUGAACGCCCAAGAACACAUUUAUAUUCACAAUACUGUAUGUAAGGGUGGGGGUGUGUGAAGCGGUGAGUAUGGACUUUCUGUGUUUGUUUGUAUCUAAGACAUAUGCCACAUUGAAAAUACUCAGUGUUUAUCUCUGUGUGUAUAGAUAUAUGUCCAUGUAUAUCUCUUUCUUUUGUUUACAACUGUUUUAAAAAAAAAAAAAACCUCAAUGUAGUUCUCUUUGAGAGAAGAGAGAUAGAUUCCAAGCAACCCACCUUUUUUUCAUUAUGUUCUGUACAUAGUUAUUCAGAGAGCAUCAGUGUCAGGCACAUAUAUUUGCCUAUUAGCAAUGGUGAUUAAAAUUAUCAGGUCAACAUGUGCUGUUCCCUGUUAAGAAAAAUACUAUGAGAUGAACAAGUAGUUCUAGGAGUAUAAGGAGCAUUUCCUUAAGUACCUGGGGAAUACAGCUCUCCCUUUAAGCAGGGAGUUUAUCUGGGGACAUCAGUUACCUUGGGGGUUGCUGUAUACAAUGAGAUUUUUAUCGUGAUACUCUUGGGUGGUAGUUUCCAAAGACACUACUAAUACGCAGAAAGCGUUCCAGCUCUCUAUUGCUGGCAACUACUGUUUAAUGGUCAAUUAAAUCUGUGAUAAUGGUUGGAAGUGGGUGGGAAUAUAAAAUUGUAGAUGUUUUUAGAAAAACUUGUGAAUGAAAAUGAAUCCAAGUGUUUCAUGUGAAGAUGUUGAGCCAUUUCUAUUAUGCAUUCCUGUCUCUUGGCAGAAAAUAUUGAAGAUUAAAAAUAAUCAAAAUGUCUC
Molecule: messenger RNA, 5548 nt
Organism: Condylura cristata (star-nosed mole)
Lineage: Eukaryota; Metazoa; Chordata; Mammalia; Eulipotyphla; Talpidae
Gene: EML4
Product: echinoderm microtubule associated protein like 4
Exons: 23
Coding region: 290-3235 (981 amino acids)
Biological process (GO): microtubule cytoskeleton organization
Cellular component (GO): mitotic spindle
Molecular function (GO): microtubule binding
Source: RefSeq, a predicted model, not a curated record